GAAUAUUUCAUAUUUUAAACCGAAAAUUACAAUUUCAUUUAAUAUUUCAAUCAUAUUGCAAGCGUACGCUAACAAAGUAAUAUCUAUUUUAAUAAUAUAACAUAUAUUUUUUCUUUUAAAUUUUUUGUGUACUUCAAAAAAAUAUAUAUACCAACUAACAAAUAAAUUAGCAUUAAAACAACAACAAUGGCUGGCCCACUACCUUUAUUAACCACGGAAGCAGUUUACAAAAAAUUGCAAGAAUACUAUCAGGCCAAUGGUGAAAAAAUUAACAUUAAGGAUUUAUUCCAACAAGAUGCUGAACGUUUUAAUAAAUUCAGUUUGCGCAUUAGCACCCCCAAGGAUGGUGAUAUUUUGUUAGAUUAUUCUAAAAAUCGCAUUACUCCCGAGGUAUGGAGUCUUCUGUUGGAAUUGGCUAAAGUAAGACGUGUAGCUGAGGCUCGUGAUGCCAUGAUGUCUGGUGUACCCAUCAAUAUCACUGAAAAUCGUGCUGUUCUUCACAUUGCUUUGCGUAAUCGUGGUGAUCAAGAGAUUUUGGUUGAUGGCAAAAAUGUAAUGCCUGAUGUACGCGCCGAAUUGGCCCACAUGAAGGAGUUCACCAAUCAGGUUAUAUCCGGUGUUUGGCGUGGUUUUACCGGAAAACAAAUUACCGAUGUUGUUAAUAUCGGUAUUGGUGGUUCGGAUUUGGGUCCUCUGAUGGUUACAGAAGCUUUGAAACCCUAUUGUAAGGGUUUGCAUUCACAUUUCGUUUCCAAUAUUGAUGGUACUCAUAUGGCGGAAGUUUUGAAGAAGGUCAACUAUGAGACCACCUUGUUUAUUAUUGCCUCCAAGACCUUCACCACCCAGGAGACCAUUACCAAUGCCACUUCGGCCAAGAAUUGGUUGUUGGAACAAACUAAAGAUCCCGCUGCCGUUGCCAAACAUUUCGUGGCCUUGUCCACCAACAAAGCCAAGGUUACUGAGUUCGGUAUUGAUAGCAAGAAUAUGUUUGGUUUCUGGGAUUGGGUUGGUGGACGUUACUCUUUGUGGUCUGCCAUUGGUCUUUCCAUUUGUUUGUCUAUUGGUUUUGAGAACUUUGAACAAUUGCUAGAGGGUGCCCACUUUAUGGACAAUCACUUUAAAAAUGCACCUUUCGAGAAAAAUGCUCCUGUCAUUUUAGCCGCUUUGGGCAUUUGGUAUUCCAACUUCUAUAAUGCCGAGACACACGCCCUCUUGCCCUACGACCAAUACUUGCAUCGUUUUGCCGCCUACUUCCAACAGGGCGAUAUGGAGAGCAACGGUAAAUUUGUCACUAAAACCGGUUCCAAAGUUGUGGACUACAAUACCGGACCCAUUGUUUGGGGUGAACCUGGUACCAAUGGUCAACAUGCUUUCUAUCAGCUCAUCCAUCAGGGUACACGUUUGAUUCCUUGCGAUUUUAUCGCCCCAGCUGAAACACACAAUCCCAUUGCUGGUGGUGCCCAUCACAAGAUAUUGUUGGCCAACUUUUUGGCUCAAACUGAAGCCUUAAUGGCUGGCAAAACUGCCGAACAAGCUAAGGCUGAAUUGGUUAAGUCGGGCUUAUCGGGUGAGAAGUUGGAACAACUAUUGCCACAUAAGGUCUUUACCGGUAAUCGUCCUACCAACUCUAUUGUAGUGAAAAAAGUAACACCCUUCAUUUUGGGUGCUUUGAUAGCCAUGUAUGAACAUAAAAUCUUUACCCAGGGUAUUAUUUGGGACAUCAACUCCUUCGAUCAAUGGGGUGUCGAAUUGGGCAAACAAUUGGCCAAGGCUAUUGAACCAGAAUUGGCCAAUAAGGAUGUCAUUACUAGUCAUGAUGCCUCCACUAAUGGUCUUAUCAAUUUCAUCAAAUCGAAUUGGUCUUAAACCAUAAACAAUUCCUAAACAAAAAAAAAUCCUACAUUAGUUCUCCUACUAACCACCUACCUUAAUACAACACAUUUAAAUGAAGACUCACACGCACAUUUCCACAUUUCUUAUAUUCAGCCAGGGGUUUUGUUAAACACAAUAAGCCCCCUCCGCACUACUUUUAAACCCAGCGCAAAGCAACAGAAAUGUAUUUACAACGGUCAAGUGCAAUUUUUAUAUAGUAAUGGAAAGCUAUUAAGGAUUUUAAUCCUUUUCUUUUCAACAUUUCCACAAACAACAAACAAAAAAUA
Messenger RNA from Lucilia cuprina (Australian sheep blowfly), 2159 nucleotides. It is a transcript of the gene Pgi, whose product is annotated as glucose-6-phosphate isomerase. Gene Ontology annotation, cellular component: cytosol. The transcript has 5 exons. Gene Ontology annotation, molecular function: carbohydrate derivative binding; glucose-6-phosphate isomerase activity; monosaccharide binding. The coding region runs from base 187 to 1866 and encodes 559 amino acids. NCBI's taxonomy places the organism in Eukaryota, Metazoa, Arthropoda, Insecta, Diptera, Calliphoridae. The record is from RefSeq and is a predicted model, not a curated record. Gene Ontology annotation, biological process: glucose 6-phosphate metabolic process; gluconeogenesis; glycolytic process.